AACCCAAACCCUCUCUCUCUCUCUACAACUCUAUAAAAGCCGCUUCCGUUUUUAGGCCUUACCUGUCGUUUUGUUCCCUCGGAAUAAAGACCAUAUAUUUGAUCUCGCCCUUUAAGAAAGCCAAAGUAAAUGGAUCGGUGUGGCUCUUUCUAUGCCUGGUCCAUCGUUUUAAGGAUAAAUACUGAGUUACCCAUCUCAUUUCCUUCUAUGUUCUUGCCAUUUUUCAGAAAACUGUUAUUGGGUUCUUUAUAAUCCUCCCUAUUUUCUGUUCAUCUUCUCUGCUAAAUCUGGAGGUUGUUGAUAAAUAGAGAAAGGUCUCAUUUGAUCAUUUUAAAGCAAAGAGAAGAUUGUGGGGAGAGCACAGUAGAGCUUUGUUUGGAAGGGAACACUCCCAGAUCAGCAUAACAUGAAUCGUUUGCAGGGUAUCUUUACUUUUGUUGAUCAUGGAGGAGGAAACAUCAUGGAUCACCGAUCGCUUUGAUGACAUUGGGCGAGAGUUUACAUGUAUUUCAAAGUUUGAGCGAUUCCCUGAAAUCAGCGAUGAAGGCAAUAAUCUAAACCUAGUAGUUCCGAUAGAUUUUAUUCUUCCUGAUGACUUAUUGGAAAGAAUAUUUGUCUAUCUUCCUAUUGCAAGCAUCUUUAGAGCAGGUUGUGUGUGUAAACGAUGGAAUGAACUUGUAAAUUCCAGAAGGUUAAGUGUUUUAUCCCAAAAACCUUGGUACUUUAUGUUUACGAGCUCUGAUGAACCUACUGGGUAUGCCUAUGAUCCCAUCCUUCGGAAAUGGUACAGUUUGGAGCUCCCCCGCAUUGAGACACCUAACUGGUUUAUUGCUUCCUCCUGUGGUUUGGUUUGCUUCAUGGACAAUGAUAGUAGAAGCCAGCUAUUUGUCUGUAACCCUAUUACCAAAGAAUAUAAGAUCCUUGAUGAGCCUCCGGGUCUGAAAUACUCUGACUACAGUGCUCUUGCAAUCUCAGUUGAUAGGAUAUCUCACAGUUAUACUGUUGCAAUUGCAAAAUCUAAGCAAGUUCCUGGUAAUUUCAUCCAAUGGGAUCUCUCAGUUGAUGUCUACGAAUCGGAAACAAUGACGUGGGAGACUUCUGCGACAGAGCUGUUGACAGGGUGGAGAGGAGGCGAUGAAAGUGUGAUCUGUGAUGGGGUGUUGUACUUCUUGAUUUACUCUACUGUAGGUGGCAUGGGUUGGCACGAACGCCAUGGCUUGAUUAUGCAUGAUCUUUCUAGCCGUUCUUCCCGUGGUAAGCUGAUGCAAAUUCCUGUGCCUUGCCCUCUGACCUGUGGCCGCCUGAUGAACCUUAAUGAUAAGCUGGUGAUGGUGGGUGGGAUUGGGAAACCAGACAGACCGGACAUUAUAAAGGGGAUUGGCAUUUGGAUUCUAAAUGGGGAAGAGUGGCAAGAAGUUUCGAGGAUGCCCCACAAGUUCUUCCAAGGAUUUGGUGAGUUUGAUGAUGUAUUUGCUAGCAGUGGAACUGAUGAUCUCAUAUACAUACAGAGUUAUGGAGCUCCAGCUCUUCUUGUGUUUGAUAUGAACCAGAAGCAAUGGAAGUGGUCACAGAAGUGUCCUGUGACAAAGAGAUUCCCACUUCAACUCUUCACUGGUUUUUGUUUUGAACCAAGGCUUGAAGUUGCUCCCUAAUUGUGGGCCUGUUCUCUUUUUUAUUUAUGGUAAUUGAUCAUUUAAUGCUCCUCCCACGUUUUAAUUAAUUUUGGAAUUGAAGUCAGUAAAAAAUUCUAUAGAAAAUGUAGUGGACAAGGCAGUUGCUUAUUCAUGUCUCAUGAAAUGUGAAUUGUAUUCUUUGCUUUUGGAGAAUAUCAUCAGAAGAGUUACAAAUUGAAAGGUUGAGACCUUCUACAA
Molecule: messenger RNA, 1871 nt
Organism: Macadamia integrifolia
Lineage: Eukaryota; Viridiplantae; Streptophyta; Magnoliopsida; Proteales; Proteaceae
Product: F-box/kelch-repeat protein At3g61590-like
Exons: 3
Coding region: 444-1652 (402 amino acids)
Molecular function (GO): protein binding
Source: RefSeq, a predicted model, not a curated record